Drosophila willistoni is the source of this 2480-nucleotide messenger RNA. It is a transcript of the gene Kif3C, whose product is annotated as osmotic avoidance abnormal protein 3. Lineage: Eukaryota; Metazoa; Arthropoda; Insecta; Diptera; Drosophilidae. The transcript is spliced from 7 exons. The record is from RefSeq and is a predicted model, not a curated record. The coding region runs from base 86 to 2347 and encodes 753 amino acids. Gene Ontology annotation, biological process: microtubule-based movement. Gene Ontology annotation, molecular function: microtubule motor activity; microtubule binding; ATP binding.
AAGUCCUAUUUAGUUCAAGUUCAAAGUUUUUGCUGAGCAACAACGGGAAAGGUGUCAGUCGGUAUUAACUAUUCCACGAGUGAAAAUGGGUGAGAACGUAAAAGUUAUAGUUCGUUGUAGACCAAUGAAUCAAAAAGAAAUAAAAGCCAAAUGCGAAAAUGUUGUUGAAAUUAGCGAGUAUUGCAUAUCUGUGCUAAAUCCCUCUGCAAAAACGGCUCCAAGGAAAGUUUUUACAUUCGACACUGUAUAUGACACCAUUUCGAAUACUGAAACAAUUUAUAAUGACAUGUGCUAUCCGCUGGUUGAAAGCACAUUGGAGGGAUAUAAUGCAACAAUAUUUGCUUAUGGACAAACAGGCUGUGGUAAAACUCACACAAUGCAGGGAGAUGGAUCAAAUAUCGGAGUCAUACAAAAAUGCUUUGAUCACAUAUUUGAGAGCAUAGCCAUGGCAAGCAACAUUAGGUUCUUAGCUUUGGUGAGCUAUCUGGAAAUCUACAAUGAAAACAUUCGCGAUUUGUUGAGUGGUGACGAGUUUUCGGCCACUGUAAGUCAUCCACUCAAAGAAGUGCCUGGCAUUGGAGUAACAGUUCCUUCACUGACCACACAGGCUGUGGUAAAUGCCAAGCAGUGCUAUCAUUGGCUAUGUUUUGGGAAUAAAAACCGGGCGACGGCUUCCACACUGAUGAAUGAGAACAGUUCGCGUUCGCACACAAUAUUCUCAGUAAGCCUAGAGCAGUUUCAAGGAUCGUUUACUUCAUCUACUCCAAAGUCAGAGACAGGAACCACAUCGGAGGAGAUCUUAGGAGGAAUACUACGAGGUAAACUGAACUUAGUCGACUUGGCAGGUUCGGAAAGGCAGCAAAAGACUGGAGCAUUUGGCGACCGAUUAAAGGAAGCGACCAAAAUUAAUCUGUCUCUCUCUGCUUUGGGAAACGUUAUAUCAUCGCUGGUUGAUGGAAAGACAAAACAUGUGCCGUAUAGGGACUCAAAGUUAACUCGGUUACUCCAAGACUCUUUGGGUGGCAAUACAAAAACCUUGAUGAUAUCAUGUAUAUCGCCAGCAGAUACAAACUAUGAUGAGACUCUUUCCUCUUUGCGAUAUGCAAAUAGAGCUAAAAAUAUUUCAAACAAGCCCCAUAUUAAUGAAGACCCUAAAGACGCAAAACUUCGUCAGUAUCAAAGUGAAAUAUUAAAAUUGAAGAGAAUGCUCGAAGAGAGUCAAGGCAAUAAAAAACUCGAAAUUCGACCUGACUCCACAGACCUCAUUAAAAAAAGCUCCAACGUCAGUUCCAGAUUAGAAAUGCCCCAACCUUCGACUAGUCAUAAUAACACCGACCUUAAGGAGACCGAUAACUUCGCAAAACAGUCAGAUCCAGUUUCUGAACUUCAAUUACAGGCACGAACAAGAAUCGAUUUGAUAAAGCAAGCUUUAAUAGGUGGCGAACGAGCAGAUGAUCUUAAUUUAAGGGAAAGGCAUAGGUUGCGAAAAAUGGAGGCAGAACGGCAUCUAAGUGCAAUUGCGCAUGCACUGAGCAGAGUUGAAAGUCAGGAUCGUGAGUUUUUGCAAGUACAUUAUGCCAGCAUAGCUCAGGAAAUAAAUGUAAAAAACGACCACAUUAAAGUGUGCCGUCAGAAAAUAAAGAUGCUGGAACGGGAAGUUUUUGAUUUAAAUUCUGAAUUUCAGUUAGAUAGGGAAGAUUAUUUGGAUGAAAUUCGUCACCUCGGUCGCAACAUAAAGUUCUAUCAACAACUAUUGACCAGAGUGCAGCCUUUUCUUUGGAGGAGCGGCAAAAAUUUGAAUCCUGAUAACAUAUUGGAGAACUCAACGUGGAACGAUGACUUGAAAGUUUGGGUGAUUCCUGAUUCCGAUACUAUAAAACUACCACCUACACAGCUAAGCGCAAGUCAUCAUAACAGGCAAGGCCGCAGCAAGGACAGUCAAAGAACGUUAGAUUGUCUUCAAUCAGUUGAAAAUGGCCAGGGUUCUGACACUGAUGAAUUGGACGAAUCGGAUAAAGUCAAUAUACUAAAAAACUAUUUCCGCCCAAAUCGACAAAAAAAUAGAGACCGAGCACUGCGAACAAAAAGUUCGCAGGUGUAUAAAGGAGAUUUGCCGUUUAAUGCAAAAAAGAUAUCACUUAAAGCAACACGAUUAACUUUCCCCGAAGGAACUACUCUUGCAGAUCACAAACACUUAAAAAUUAAAGAUUUGUUAGGUAAAUCUUCAGUUAGUGCUUGGACCUCACAUCCAAUGACGGAGAAUGCCUUGAGUUCAGGAUCAAUUGAAGAAACUCACGAAUUGAAUGGUAAUACUUAUUCACAACAAAACGAAACGUCGUUUUUGUAACAGGUUUAAAUUUAUACUCUUCAUACCAAGGGCGGGACAAAACAUAGCUGCAAAAGCCUACAAAUGGCUGUAACACCGAUAACAGAAUAAAAAAGAAUCAAAAUUUGUUUUCUGCAACUCAAUUCAUCAAUAU